Molecule: messenger RNA, 1137 nt
Organism: Anthostomella pinea
Lineage: Eukaryota; Fungi; Ascomycota; Sordariomycetes; Xylariales; Xylariaceae
Source: the annotation of a GenBank genome assembly
AUGGCGCGGAAAACUUGCGUGAUCUGCGCGACCAGGGAGGCCGAGGCUUGCACAAAGUGUGGGAGCUAUUGCUACUGCUCCACGGAGUGUAAACGCCAGGACGAGGCAUCCCACGAGCUACUCUGUGGCCAGUCCCGGGCCCUGUGCGAUCGACCUUCGAAGAACCAACAUUUCCGCGCUAUCUUCUUCCCUAAGGACUCCCCCAAUCCUAAAUUCAUUUGGUUCGAUCCCUCGCAAAGCUUCGGACCUGGCAAAACCUUCCCCGACAAAAUCACAAUAAGGGACAACAAGAGACGACAGGUCACUCUUCCCUCCCUAGUGGCUCUGUUGUACACAGCUCAAGGCGGUUCUGGUACGAACUUCGGUUCUGAUACGAACUUGAGCGUCGUCAGGGCCGUUGACAACACGGGUUUUCUAUUCUCUGCAUGGCCAGGCCCCUGCCUCACCAUGGGUUGGGAUGAGCGCCCCAAUCCCCUUCGCAGUGACGAGGGGGAGUGGCGCCAUGUGGAUCUCGCAGAUUACCGACACGUCCUGGACUUUUUCUGCUAUCACGGUCGUCAGUCCAUAGGCUUCGCCCGACCUUUAGGUUUUGGCGAUAGCCCGCAGAAGAAGGCGGGAGAGGUGGUGGAGUGCCAGAUCAGCUGCCUUGGUCAGAUGAAAGAAGGGACAAACAGAGUGGUUUCGAUGGCCGUCUCAAAGUCAGUCUGGGAAGGCGCUCCGUCCGGCCCACUCCUGUUCGUUGACUCGCCUAUCUCGUUGAUACUUGGCAUGCCCCUCAAGCUGGCCAGAUAUCCCAAGCCAGAGAUGUGGGAUCAUGUGGUCAAUUGGGAAUUCGUUACUCUUGGCCAGGAACCUGUGGGCGCGCCGAACAACAAUGGGACGGCGGCAUCCAUGUUGAUGGAGAUGGAUGGUGCCAGAAAGCAUGACUGGGGUCGUGUACCGCAAACGAAACGGCAGCAUGCCAUCGGGAAUGUGCUGAAGUUGGUCCAGCCCAAAGCCAUGCACGCUUUGCAGGGAGGUUGGGGCGGGUUCGCGACCCAGCGACUCAGAAAGAAGAAGGUUCUUGCUUACAUCACCCGCGAGAACAUGGAGGCUUGUCGAGCAGACAUGGACGCGGACCCAGAGUGGAAGGCGUGA